This is a messenger RNA of Microtus oregoni (creeping vole), 2610 nucleotides long. RefSeq names its product ADP ribosylation factor like GTPase 10 (gene Arl10). Gene Ontology annotation, molecular function: GTPase activity; GTP binding. The record is from RefSeq and is a predicted model, not a curated record. The transcript is spliced from 4 exons. The coding region runs from base 73 to 804 and encodes 243 amino acids. Lineage: Eukaryota; Metazoa; Chordata; Mammalia; Rodentia; Cricetidae.
GCCACAGCACCAUAUUCCACGGCUGGCUGGUCUGGUCGGUUUUCGCCGAUCCCAGCGACUCCACCUGGCCAAAUGGCGCCGCGGCCACUGGGCCCGUUGGUGCUGGCUCUGGGUGGCGCCGCGGCCGUACUGGGCUCAGUGCUCUUUAUUCUUUGGAAAGCUUACUUCGGCCGCAGCCAGGAGCGGCGCUGGGACCGGGGAGAGGCCUGUUGGGGCGCGGAUACCGCCCGCCUCCCUCAGUGGGACGAAUGGGAGCCCGAGGAUGAGGAAGAGGAGCCGGCUUUGGAGGAACUGGAGCAGCGCGAAGUGCUGGUGCUGGGGUUAGAUGGCUCCGGGAAAAGCACGUUCCUGCGCAUGCUGUCUGGGAAGCCACCGCUGGAAGGCCAUGUCCCCACCUGGGGCUUCAACUCUGUGCGGCUGCCCACCAAGAAUUUCGAGGUGGACCUGUUAGAGAUUGGUGGCAGCCAGAACCUGCGCUUCUACUGGAAGGAGUUUGUGAAUGAGGUGGACGUGCUGGUGUUCAUGGUGGACUCAACUGAUCGGCUGCGGUUGCCCUGGGCUCGGCAAGAACUACAGAAACUGCUGGACAAGGACCCUGAUCUGCCUGUUGUGGUGGUGGCCAACAAGCAGGACCUGAGCGGGGCCAUGAGUAUGGUGGAGCUGCAGCAGGAGCUGGGCCUGCUUGCUAGCAACAACCAGAGGGAGGUUUUCCUCUUGGCAGCCAGCAUUGCCCCUGCAGGAUCUGGCUUCCAGGAACCCGGCACUGUGCGCAUCUGGAAACUGCUCUUGGAGCUUCUCUCCUAAGCUGGAGCCACCUGCUUGCUGCCCAGCGUUGGAGACCACAGUUCUGCUUCUUCCUGCAUCUUCAUUGCCGGCCUAAGCCUUGGGCAGGAUCAUCAUAGCAGCACCUUCUUUGUCCCCUCGAGAGCAAGGCCAGAACCACGCAGAAGCCUUCCUGAUGAGGUGGACCUGGGGCAAGAGGGUGUAAGGCAGAGGGAAGACGGUGAUUGCCUCACCUGAGACCGUAGUUAGUGUAGCUCCAUCUCUCCUUGCCUUCCUACACAGUGCAAUGCUCCAUGGACUUGUGCUCUCUCCCUGCAGGUCCCACUGGUUGAAGAACCAGUGUGGGUAUCACAGGUACUCCUGAGCCUUCAGGUCUCCCGUUUGACUGUUCACUCUGGGUGAUGUCAUACGUUUUCCAUGUGGGAAGGGUCUGGGUGGAGCACAGUAUAUCCUUGCUUCGUCUGUGGCCUUGUGUUUCUGCCUUUCUGGCCCCAGGACCAUCAUUUUUAAAGGGAGGAGGUGACUUUCUAGUUUUUCCUAAAUGCCAGCCUUGGCAAUGCCAAAUGAGGAUCAACCUGAAGACUUUAGCAUAGAAUGCUCUGACCACCUCCCUGCUCUUAAGGCCUGGCCUGCCAGCCUUUAUUGCCCACACAAAGUGCAGUUCACCACACAGGUGAAGGACGGUUUUCCCAGGUCUGGAGACCGCCUGCUGCUUUUGCACUAACUGUGCCAAUGCCCAUGUUUACAUAAGUCUGCAGAAGGAAGGAACCUGAGUACUGGAACAAGCCUGAAGUUGGGGGGAGGAGCAUUUUAUUUAUUUAUUUAUGUAUUUAUCAAAGGAAUAGGCCAAAGUUCAAAGUUCUGUUUCUAGGUGCUGUAAUUGAAACCUUAGAUUGUCAAAAAAAAAUUUGAAGCUUUGAGAACUAUCUGGAAUCAUGACGGACAUUGAGGUAACCUAUGAGUGUCAGUGGAGACAGAGCUAUAGCUUCCCCCUCCCGCAGCCUGGCCUUGAGACCAUAAUUGGAGAUAAAUACUUGAAGGGAAUCUAGUACUUAGAUUCUGCCUUGUAGCCCAGGACACAGGACAGGACCAGCAGAAGAGCCAACAGAGUGGCCCUGGGUGCAUCAAGCCUUCUGGGACCAUUUAUUCGCCAGCAAAAGCUGCAAUGAACAUUCCGUGACUGGUGAUCAAGCGGUGCACAGCCAGUCUUCAUUAGGCACAAGCAAAGGAGCUUUGCCAGGACUGCUGAGUGAGAUGAGGUAUUACUCUAGCCCAGGGUGGCCUUGAAUUCAUGACAGUUGUCCUUCCUCCUUCCUGCUGGAAUUGCAGGAAACAUUGGGCCAUCAUGCCUGGCUUCCAGUUUGCUUUUUGAAAAUAGGCUGUGUGCUGUUUGCUAGUUGCCCAACAUACAGCCUGGGAAGUGGAAAGCUUCCAAGUUGAAGUGAGCACAGUCAUCAGAAGAGGGGCCCACUGUGCCCUUGGACUCCUCCUGCCCAUGAGAACGGAAUUACCGCAAUCUCACCAGAAGUGAUCUUUCUGCUUUUGUAUUAAAUACUUAAGGAAUGACUUGGAUUUUCCAGUAUUUGAAACUUUGUUGACAACUCUUCAUCUUAUCAUUAGGAAGGUAAGAAACUGUCAUUGUUUUAAGAAUCCCACCUUCUUCUCCAGUGCUUAAAGCUUACCUUGGAACCAGACUUGAUGAGAGGGACCCUUUUUCUUGACUUUCAAGUCCUUUGUCUAAUGAGUAUCAUUGUGUUAAAUUGUCAUAUUCCCCCAGGUGGAGGGAUCAAUUUCAGAAUAAAGUUUCACUGUGUCUAUUGAAGCAGA